AUGGACGCGGCAUCUAACCGAUCGAGAGCGAUAGAGCCCGGACGCCGGGCGAAGAAGAACCAAUCGGAGCGGAGAACGGCGGGCUGCCGACGAGGCAUGCGCGGCUACAAGAGGAGCCGCGCCCCUGUUGGGGAUCUGCUGUACCGGAGAGCUCGCUCCUUGUCUGAUUAUGAAAAUGCCAACAAAGCCCUGGACCGAGCCCGCAUGAAGAACAGGGAUGUGAAACACGCUGAGGCGAAUCAGCAACGCUGCUGCCAGAAAUUUGAAAAACUUUCUGAAUCAGCCAAGCAAGAACUCUCAGACUUUAAAAUUCGAAGAGUGUCUGCCUUUCGGAAGAACAUGAUUGAGAUGACGGAGCUGGAGCUGAAACAUGCAAAGGCCAACCUAUUACUACUAAGGAACUGCUUGAGUUCCCUGCGAGGGGAACAGUAGGAUUAUUCUCUGCUUCACUACACAGCAUCUGGAGACGACCAUCUGUUUGGGCCAAUGCACAAACAUACCUUUUUUCUGUUUUUGUUUUUAUUUUUGUUCAUCAUGUUUUUAUCAUUGUUGACCACUGAGAACAUGAAUCAGGGUGGGGCUAGCUGUGGGUUUCUGCCCCAGGUGGGUGGGGGGGGGUCAGUCUCCCUCCAUGUGAACCUGGCACCUUGGGUGGGUAAGGGUUGGUGUUUGAAAGUCCCUGCAGUGUCCCCCUCUGCCUGCCACCACUUACGUUUUUUUUUUGGCCAAUGGGUUGAUUUGCAGGCUGGCUAGUGAAAGACCUGCCUGAAUAGAAAUGGCUAGGUCAAUGUUUUCCUGUCCCUGAGGCCCCCUCUGACUUGCCAAGCCCUAGCCACCUGAUUGGCGCUGGUAUACCUGAUGCCAGGGACCACUAGAGUGUGUCUUGAGGAUCUGGAUAGCUAAUAAGUCAGCACUCCUACAUACAGAUGUGCGCACAUCCAUCCAGGCUAAUAAUCGUGACCCUUCCCAGCACCUGGCCUGCCCUUACGGACUGAUGUAGUCUGAUGGUAAUGUGAGUAGACUGCGCUAACCAAUUUUGACAUCGUAACCAUCAACUCCCUUUUUAAUGUUACUAAAUCACUGGAGAGGGCACUUGUAGACUGGGACAGUGUAAAGGGAGCUUUAUAUUGAACUUCCGUCCUGCGAGUGUUUGGGGAAACAGUGUAGAGAGUGCCUCGUUCUGUAUCUAACCCUGGUGCUGCCCCUGUCUAGGGAGUGUUUGGUGGAACGUGUUCCAUUUUGUGACAUUGAUAUCCACUCACUGUGAAACCACUGUGGAGCUGAGGGGAGAGCUCAGCGGGCACUGAGCUAAUAUUGUCUACCAGCUGGACACACAGAUAUUACAAAAAGUAUUCUGAAUUCUCAAUACUCCUUGUUUUUGUGUUCAGCUGUACAAAUAGGAGUCCUGAGUGGCUUCUCUCCAUUUUCCUCAAUUGCUUGUUCAGUUUUGAGUAACCAGCCUUUGGUUCAUGUCUAGUCAUGCUCAAUAAAAUUACUGAAUUGAGUUGGAUGUAUAAAUAAGUGCACCAAAGUAUGAAAGCAUCAAAUUUACUUGUGUUAAAUGUCAAACAUGAAUUAUUCAGAAUGUCUGUGAGUGUCUUGUGGCCUCUAUAGGGAGUGAGCAAUGUCCAGCUCAAGUUGGGGUACAGUCAUGUUGUGACACAAGCCCCUAAGAUGCUGUUUGUACUUUUUUUUUUUCCCUCUUCGGGGGGUGGAAAAUGUCAUUGUUUGAAGUCCUAAUUUAAGCAAAUCUUUCAGCAGCUUCCCUUUUUAAAGUUCCAGACUUCAAUCUUUGUAAAUAAAAUUUUGAGCAGAAAAUCUGA
Rhincodon typus (whale shark) is the source of this 1823-nucleotide messenger RNA. Its product is annotated as sorting nexin-6-like. Bases 1 to 432 code for a protein of 143 amino acids. NCBI's taxonomy places the organism in Eukaryota, Metazoa, Chordata, Chondrichthyes, Orectolobiformes, Rhincodontidae. Gene Ontology annotation, cellular component: endosome. The record is from RefSeq and is a predicted model, not a curated record. The transcript has 4 exons.